AUGGAAUAUAACGGAGGCUCGGUCGUUGCCAUGAUAGGCAAGGACUGUGUAGCAAUCGCCUCGGACCUCAGAUUAGGACAACAGUCUGUCGGCGUGGCGAUGAACUUUGAGAAGGUGUUCCCCGUCAACGACAAGCUGUACUAUGGACUUCCAGGUCUGGCGACUGAUGUCUACACUCUGCGGGAACAGCUGCGAUUCCGAGUCAACAUGUACCGCAUGAAGGAGGAACGCGAGAUCACGCCAAAGACCUUCACCCACCUCCUUUCCAGCACAUUAUACGAGAAGAGAUUCGGCCCAUAUUUCCUUGAGCCGGUCGUUGCUGGCCUGACCACCCCCACUGAGCUUGAACCCAAGCCCAAGCCUUUCAUCUCGACAAUGGACACUAUUGGAUGUAUCACUACACCAAAAGACUUUGCGGUGGCAGGGACUGCUCAGGACAAGCUGUACGGUAUGGCGGAAGGGUUGUGGGAGCCGGACCUUGAACCGGAGGAUCUCUUCGAGACGAUUUCGCAAACUCUCCUGAACGCCGUGGAUCGAGACGCUCUGAGUGGUUGGGGAGCCAUCGUGCAUGUCAUAACGCACGACAAGGUCAUCACGCGUCAGCUCCGGUCCCGGAUGGAUUGA
Messenger RNA from Dioszegia hungarica, 624 nucleotides. Its product is annotated as nucleophile aminohydrolase. The record is from RefSeq and is a predicted model, not a curated record. Gene Ontology annotation, biological process: proteasome-mediated ubiquitin-dependent protein catabolic process. The transcript is spliced from 7 exons. Gene Ontology annotation, cellular component: proteasome core complex; proteasome core complex, beta-subunit complex. Lineage: Eukaryota; Fungi; Basidiomycota; Tremellomycetes; Tremellales; Bulleribasidiaceae. Bases 1 to 624 code for a protein of 207 amino acids.